Molecule: messenger RNA, 1131 nt
Organism: Lactuca saligna
Lineage: Eukaryota; Viridiplantae; Streptophyta; Magnoliopsida; Asterales; Asteraceae
Source: the annotation of a GenBank genome assembly
AUGGUUGGGAAUGAGUCUGGGAGUCGGUCUCGGACUCAGGUGGGGACUAUCGUAGAUGUUUACAUUGCAAAGAAGCUAUCCAAAUUAGGUAAACAUUUUGCAUUUGUUUGUUUCAUUAAAGUGUUAGAUGAGAAACUGUUGGAAAGUAAGAUUAGAGAUAUUUGGUUGGGUUCAUACCAUCUUUUUGCUUCAGUGGAAUGCUUUCAACGAGAAUCUGAUCAUAAAGGGCAUUCUAAUUCACAUGCACAUGGUGAUCAAGGGGUGUCGAAACUUAAUGGGUUGGGGCUCGAAUCCUAUGCGAUUGUGGUUAAGAGGGGCAAGCGCAUACAUAAGCUGAAAGGGCCUAAACCUAAUGUUUGUACUUUGUCUGGGAAAGAGAUAUGCAAUAAUAUGUCCUUAAAGGCUUCGGUGUUUGUGAAACUCAGGGAUAUUAUGUUGAUUCAAAAUUUUUGUGUGUUAUUAAAAGAAGAAGGUUUUGAUGAUCUUCAAAUCAAGUAUUUUGCUAGUGAUUGGGUAUAUUUGACAUUUUUGUUUGAAGAGGAAAGAGUUGUGUGGAUUCAGAUGACUGGGUUGACUUGUUGUGCAUGGAAUGAAGAUGUUGUUUCUAAGGUGGCUAGCAUGUGGGGUGAUGUAUGUUUUCUAGAUGAUCAUAGGGAUGCUCCUUUGGUAAUCAAGAGGGUAUGUAUUAAGACUUCUAAGUCGGCUUUGAUACAUGAGACAGUUAUAGUGGUUGCCCAAGGUAUUAAGUAUGAUGUGACAGUUUGUGAAGUUUCUAAUUGGAAACCGGAUAUAUUGGAAGAGGGGGAGGUGGGUUCGGAUAUUCUAGACUUGUCUGAUGAAGAGGAAGCUAAUGAUUUUUUUAUUGAUGAAUGUGUGUGUGAUCUACAAAAGGAUUGUCAGGAAGGUAAGGGUGAUGAGGAGGUGGCAGAUUCUUUUAAUGUGGAUAGCAAUCCAAAUUUAGUUGACAAAGGAGCCGGUUUUGUAGAUAGAAAAGGUCAUUUUUUUCAAACUAGUGGAAGGAAGAAGAAGGUGGAUAUAUGCUUUGAAUAUGAUGAGUGGGUCGCAUCGAUCCCAAUUGAUGCAUCGGUGACGUUGCCGACUAGGCCCGAGAGGGUUUCUUUUUUUGGCUGA